Molecule: messenger RNA, 1031 nt
Organism: Trifolium pratense (red clover)
Lineage: Eukaryota; Viridiplantae; Streptophyta; Magnoliopsida; Fabales; Fabaceae
Product: lactoylglutathione lyase
Exons: 9
Coding region: 76-786 (236 amino acids)
Molecular function (GO): lactoylglutathione lyase activity; metal ion binding
Source: RefSeq, a predicted model, not a curated record
ACAGCGAGACUCUCAUCCUUCAAAAUCACAAGGUACGAAUCUCUCUCUCUCUCUCUCUCUCUCUGAUAAAUAAGAAUGACAGCAACCUCUACGUUACACUUCCUCUCUCGUCUCCGAUUCAUCACCAAUACCAAACCUCUUCCUAUUCCAUCACCUCUUUCAAUCCCAUUCCAUUUCUCUCUCACCUCCAAAUCAAAGAAACCAACUCCAUUUCGAUUUUUCUCAAUGGCUUCUGCGGAACCCAAGGAAUCACCAGUUAACAACCCUGGUCUUCAUACAACUAUAGAUGAAGCUACUAAGGGUUACUUUAUGCAACAAACUAUGUUCAGAAUCAAAGACCCUAAAGUUAGCCUUGAUUUUUAUUCCCGCGUUUUGGGCAUGUCUUUGCUUAAGAGAUUGGAUUUUCCUGAGUCGAAGUUCAGCUUGUACUUUAUGGGGUAUGAGGAUACAUCUGAAGCUCCAAGUAACCCUGUUGAUAGAACAGUUUGGACCUUUGCUCAAAAGGCUACAAUUGAAUUGACACAUAAUUGGGGCACUGAAAGUGAUCCAGAGUUCAAAGGGUACCACAAUGGCAAUUCUGAUCCUCGUGGUUUUGGGCACAUUGGCAUUACUGUUGAUGACACCUUCAAAGCAUGCGAAAGAUUUCAGAAUCUGGGAGUUGAGUUUGUCAAGAAACCAGAUGAUGGGAAAAUGAAAGGGAUAGCCUUUAUUAAGGAUCCUGAUGGGUACUGGAUUGAAAUCUUUGACAGGAAAACAAUAGGAAACGUAACAGAAGGUGCUGCUUAAGAUAAACUCUUCAGAUAUAUGGGUAACUGUUCAAUGUGAUUGGCUACUUGCUUUGUAAGUCCUAGUAAUUCUCCAACUUUCCAAGGAAGAAUGAAUAAUUUGUAGUCAAAACAAAAUGUCAUGGAUUGUGUUGUGAAUCUUCACUUUUAUUUCGAAAUGCAUUAUAAUCACCAGGUAGUAGAAUUUGACUAUGGAUCUGCAAUCAUUUGGGAAAUAUGUUACAUUUUUGUGUGUUGUGUUUUUAA